CCCCAAUCUUCUCUUCCCAGGAUGUGGCCAGGUUCUGCGAGCCUCCAAGGGUCAGAUUUUGUUGGAGAGCUACCCUCUAAAUGCUCAUUGCGAAUGGACCAUUCAUGCCAAGCCUGGGUUCAUCAUCCAGCUAAGGUUCGUCAUGCUGAGCCUGGAGUUCGACUACAUGUGCCAGUAUGACUAUGUGGAGAUCCGUGAUGGGGACAGCAGCAGCGACCAGAUCAUCAAGCGCUUCUGCGGCAAUGAGCGGCCAGCUCCCAUCCGGAGCACGGACUCUUCACUCCAUAUCCUCUUCCAUUCAGAUGGCUCCAAGAAUUUCGAUGGCUUCCAUGCCAUCUUUGAGGAGAUCACAGCGUGUUCCUCUUCUCCCUGUUUCCAUGAUGGCACUUGCCUCCUUGACAAAACCGGAUCUUACAAAUGCGCCUGCCUGGCAGGCUACACCGGGCAGCGCUGUGAAAACUACCUUCUGGACCUGGUCACCUCACCUACCUUCUGUCCAGCAUGGAUCUUCGUGUACCAGUCAGGGGAGAGAAAGAUGUAACUUUAUUUGCUUUAA
Leptonychotes weddellii (Weddell seal) is the source of this 556-nucleotide messenger RNA. Lineage: Eukaryota; Metazoa; Chordata; Mammalia; Carnivora; Phocidae. The record is from RefSeq and is a predicted model, not a curated record.